This is a messenger RNA of Medioppia subpectinata, 918 nucleotides long. NCBI's taxonomy places the organism in Eukaryota, Metazoa, Arthropoda, Arachnida, Sarcoptiformes, Oppiidae. The record is from the annotation of a GenBank genome assembly.
UUCAUUGAGAUGUCAGCCAUAGGUUCGGGUAGUUUUGGGACAGUAUUUAAAGUAAAGCAUAGAUUGGAUGAUAAGAUAUAUGCCGUUAAAAGAGUACAAUUUGGGGAUUUUAGUAAAGAAAAGAAACAAAAGAUUUUAAAAGAAGUAAAAAGUUUGGCAAAACUGGACUCAGAAUAUGUGGUAAAAUAUUAUCACUCAUGGCUUGAGUCCAAUCAUCUCUUCAUUCAAAUGGAGUUUUGUUCACAAAAUCUUAAAUCUGUUCUCAAAGACAAACCCAUUGUCUUUGAGAGACAACCGGAAGACCACAUGAAUAAUUUGUUUGAGUUUUUCAUUUCGUGUGAAAUAUUGAAAGAAAUCUUAGAAUGUGUUCAAUAUUUACACGAAUCCAAACCUCCUGUCAUUCAUCGGGAUCUCAAACCCGAAAACAUAUUAAUUGAUCCCAACAUUAGAUCCAAUCGUUGUGUAAAACUGUGUGACUUUGGUUUAGCCACUGAUCACAACAUCGACGAACACACUGCCAGCCGAUACGGCCAUACGGAAGGUGUAGGCACUCGAAGAUAUAUCGCACCCGAAGUAUAUGCGGGUAAAUAUAACCACAAAUCAGACAUUUAUAGCCUCUCUAUAAUUGGCGAACAGUUAUUCUCUAUUAAUCUUCAAUCUUCGCAAUCAUUUAAAGCCAAAGAAUCCGAAUUCAAGGAACACAUGCUAUGCCUAUACCAGACAUUACUGGCAAUGAUGUCAACACCUAAUUGGAGACAAAGGCCUGAGUGUCGGCAAAUGUUGGCCAAACAUAACGAGUGGUCUAUUGAUAAAACUCCCUUACCCGAGCUGCACUCCACAAAACUAUGUCAUGAGUGGAGGUCUUACCGGACCUCUCCGCUCACAACUGCUCACUUCAAUCUCAUUUGUUGCAAUUGU